Jatropha curcas is the source of this 2717-nucleotide messenger RNA. Its product is annotated as glucose-inhibited division family A protein. Gene Ontology annotation, biological process: tRNA wobble uridine modification; tRNA methylation. Gene Ontology annotation, molecular function: flavin adenine dinucleotide binding. NCBI's taxonomy places the organism in Eukaryota, Viridiplantae, Streptophyta, Magnoliopsida, Malpighiales, Euphorbiaceae. The record is from RefSeq and is a predicted model, not a curated record.
UGGUAAAAUAACCGCAUUUUGUGCACGUCUACCACUACCAGCCCUAGAAAAAAAGAUCAAUACUCGAUUGCUUUGGCUCUCAUCUACCAUGUCCCGAUUUCCUCCACCACAGUAACAAUUAGCAAAAUAAUGGCAACGCUCACUCUCCAGUUCUCUCGCGUUACGUGCCACCACAUUCCUCUCUUCACUACUUUUUUCACUCGCUCUUCCCUCAUUCUCCGCAAAUCUUGUGCCACCUCCUUCCGCCGGAAUUUCGACCGAACUCAUUGUUUAUUUGGUUACCGCACCUUCCAUCGCGGCUUCUCUGUUGCCUCCGCUUCGAGCUCUCCUGAUUGGAGUAGUUACGCUGGAACAAAUGAUGAAAAAUAUGAUGUCAUUGUAGUCGGAGGAGGACAUGCAGGUUGUGAAGCGGCCCUUGCGUCUGCUCGUUUGGGGGCAAAAACUCUUCUUCUCACCCUAAAUAUAGAUCGAAUAGCAUGGCAGCCUUGCAACCCAGCAGUGGGUGGACCUGCAAAAUCUCAACUAGUUCAUGAAGUAGAUGCUCUUGGUGGUGAAAUCGGAAAAGUUGCAGAUAGGUGCUAUUUACAAAAGCGUGUGCUGAACGUUUCAAGAGGUCCUGCAGUUCGAGCUUUGCGUGCACAAACGGACAAAAGGGAGUAUGCUAUGCAAAUGAAAAUGAUAGUUGAAAGCACUCCAAACCUUUCUAUCAGAGAGGCAAUGGUAACAGAUAUCUUACUAGGAAAGAAUGACAAUGUGGAAGGUGUCCGCACUUUUUUUGGGAUGAAUUUCUAUGCUCCUUCUGUUAUUCUCACAACUGGAACUUUUAUGAGCGGCAAAAUCUGGGUUGGCAGAACUUCUAUGCCUGCAGGAAGAGCUGGUGAGUCAUCUUCACAGGGACUCACUGAGAACUUGCAGUCCCUUGGGUUUGAAACUGAUCGAUUAAAAACUGGGACUCCAGCAAGAGUGGAUAUUCGUACUGUAGAUUUUUCAGGAUUGGAACCUCAGCAUGGGGAUGAAGAGGUCAGCUGGUUUAGUUUUGAUCCUGAUGUACACAUUGAAAGGGAACAAAUGUGUUGCUAUCUGACACGCACUAACAAAAUCACUCAUCAGCUUAUAAAGGAGAACUUGCAUGAAACUCCCACUUAUGGAGGGUGGAUUGAAGCUAAGGGGCCUAGAUACUGCCCUUCUAUUGAAGAUAAGAUUGUGAGAUUUCAAGAUAAAGAAUCGCACCAGAUUUUUCUUGAACCAGAGGGUCGAAAUGUGCCUGAGCUAUAUGUGCAGGGGUUUUCAACUGGUUUACCUGAGCGACUGCAGUUACCACUCUUGAGAACUUUGCCUGGACUUGAGAAAUGUUCAAUGCUCAGGCCUGCAUAUGCUGUGGAGUAUGAUUUCCUGCCUGCACAUCAAUGCUCUAGGUCUCUCAUGACAAAGAAGGUUGAGGGGCUUUUCUUCUCGGGUCAGAUAAAUGGGACAACAGGUUAUGAAGAGGCUGCAGCACAGGGAAUUAUUUCUGGUAUAAAUGCUGCAAGACAUUCAGAUGGCAAGCCUCUCAUUGUUCUUGAAAGAGAAAGCAGUUAUAUAGGCACAUUAAUCGAUGAUCUGGUCACAAAGGACCUUCGGGAGCCAUACCGUAUGUUAACAAGCCGCUCCGAACAUCGGUUGCUUCUCCGAUCUGAUAAUGCUGAUAGUCGUCUCACACCUUUGGGGCGUGAAAUUGGGUUGAUAGAUGAUAGACGGUGGAAACUGUAUGAGGAUAAGCAAGCUCGAAUUUCUGAGGAGAAAAAGCGUCUAAAAACUGUCAGGAUAUCAGGAGGGGAUUUGGCUGCUGAUGUUACUCGUCUAUCUGCACAGCCUGUGCGGGACUCUUCAACUCUGGAGAGUCUUUUAAAGAAACCACACAUCCAAUAUGAAGUUCUUGAUAGGCAUGGUUAUGGAAAUAAGCUUUUGUCUAGAGAGGAUAAAGAGUGUGUGGAGAUUGAUGUCAAGUAUGAAGGCUUCAUUAAACGUCAGCAGCUUCAACUCCAACAGAUGGCUCAUCAGCAAAAUAGACCACUUCCACAAGACUUGGAUUACUAUGCAAUGACAACUUUGUCCCUUGAAGCACGUGAGAAACUCUCCAAGGUUAGACCCCAGACUAUUGGUCAAGCAAGCAGAGUGGGUGGGGUGAGCCCUGCUGACGUCACUGCCCUUCUUAUAAUCCUUGAAGCCAAUAGAAGGAAAGCCCAGGAACAAAGAAGGCAAAAAAUAUUGAAUUCCGUUGUGAAAGAUACAAAUUCAAUGUCCAACUCUCCUUUGACGGAGACUAUCAGCUCAUGAUAUGUUCCUAAUGUGCCACAGCUUAUAUUCCCUGAUUGUUAACUAGGGAAUUAUGUUAAUCCUGUCGAGUACGGUAUCAUAGUAGCUCAGGUGCGAGUAGAACAACAUUUAUUUAUUUAUUUUUAGAAUAUAAUCUUCAGCCCUGCUGAUAACUGAAUUGGUAUUUCAACAAGUAGUUUUGGUUGAACUGACUUUUUCUGGACCCUCUUUGGUUUUUUCUGUCAGUUCUGAUUCUGUGGGCUACAAGAAGCAAGUGUUAGAGAAACUUGUUUAGGCAGUUUGGCCGCUUUUAACAAUUAGAGAUAAAAUUGGACUUUCCUUUGUAGUUUGGGCAAUGUAUAUGUUUUUCAAAUUGCUUAUAUUUCUUGUGAUCAAUUGCAUUUAUUUUCCGAUUGCCGCUA